This is a messenger RNA of Porites evermanni, 3309 nucleotides long. The record is from the annotation of a GenBank genome assembly. Lineage: Eukaryota; Metazoa; Cnidaria; Anthozoa; Scleractinia; Poritidae.
GCGCGUUUCGUCCCCUGCAGUUGUCUCUGCGAUCGGCGUUCGAGAAGAUCAAGACAUUCGUUUUUCCCUUCUUUCUAAAUUCUUAUAUCAAAUCAAAUGUACGCCAUGCUAGGUGAUGGUGCGUUAGCUCACGACGAAAAUACUAUGGAUGUACAAGAAACGAGUACUUUUCGGUUCAGUGAAGAACCCUCUUUGGAGAAAAUGUGAGCUGAAGCUGAUACAAUUCUUACGUAACGCGUGGGAAAAUGAUAGUUUUUUAAUACCAAUGUGCGAUCUACCUGAAAAAAAUUAACUCUUGAUUUUUGUUAGUCGACAGAUGCAGUCAAACUUUGCAAAGGAAAGAGAUUGGGAUCAGUUUCAUCAGCCCAGGAAUCUUUUGCUUGCAAUGGUACAAUAGCCCCUUGAAUACUUCAUAUAGAAACCCAUAUAGUGCACCAGUUGUACGAUGAGUUUGUUGACCAUGUGCAGCGGCGGAUCCAGACUUGUUUGUGGGCUGGGACACUGUCUGGCCACAACAAAGUAUCUCAGCUCCUCAGCCCUGUCUAAAAACAGAGGGGGAACCACCACUGGUUCCCGGGGGGGGGGGGUCCUUUAGGAAUUUCUGGGUGGGGAAGUGUCACUAGGACCCUGGAACCCUUAACCUAUACCAGAUCUAGUAGCUGAGCUGAAUUUUGCUAGCCUAUACUAGAGUAACCCCCCAAAUCCACCCUAUCCUAGAGUAGCAGUGUUUUCCAGAAACUACAGAGGUCACUAAAAAUCUUCAACCGACUGAUCAGUUUCCUGAAAAAUGAUACCCUAUUCUAGACCCAAAUGCUCUGAUUUAUAUACCCUAUCCUAGAGUAAACUGUUUGAAAACCAUACCCCUUCAUUCCCGUCACAGCAGCACAUACCCAUAUAGCCCAGAUAUGGCAGUACCCACCCCCCUGGCACUGGUUUCUGCUUAGGGCCGGUUUUCCCUAGCAUCAGAGUGGGAGGCACAAUCACAGUAAUUUUGUAAGAGCACUUAUGACCAUGCUAAAAUCAAUAAUCAGAGCCGUAAGCAGAGUGAUAAGCUCAAGGAAAUUAGUGUGGGAAGAUUCAGAACAUGUACAUUUUCUUGCUAUUCCAGUUGUAACUCCAUCAUCUUGUGAAAACUAGAUUGUUGGAGUUAGAAGCUGAGACGAAAGGAUUAACCAAUUACAAUGCUUGUUUCCACCCUUUGUGAGUUGUUUAGUUCUUCUGCUUAUGAUUCUGACAACCUAGUGGCCAAUUGUCGGUGAAAUGUCAAUGAUCUGUCGGCAAAGGAUUGGCCGACUAUCGACCAAUAGACUGUAGCAACUGAGUGUUGCAAGCACAUCGGUCGAGAGUCGACCGAGUAUUCAGCCAACAUAGCAGCCGAUAGAUCGAUUGACAGUUGACUGAGAUGUCGGCCGAUACAUCGAUCAACAGUCCCCAAAAAGAUACAUGAUCCCAAUAAUUCACCUAGCAAAACCAGUGCAAGCUUUUGAGUUCUAUUUAUGGAGCCUUGGUCAUGCUGAUAAAAAUAUAUAUUUAUCAGCGUGAGCAUGCCUUAUUGUAAUGUUAUAAUAUAUGAUAAUGAAUAAUAUUAAUGAAAAUGAUGAUGAUCUAAGCUUAAAAAGCUGUUGAGCUAAUUAAAAUUUUUCAUUCUAUAGGUUGGCGAAGUUGGAGAAGUGGCAGAGUUAUUGUAAGUACUAUAACAAGACUUUUUACUCUCUUGCUCCUUACUUAAUUUUAGUUUUUUCUGCUGGACAGUACAGUUAUUGUGAUGAUAAAAAAAAUAACAUAAUAAGUUAUUUAUAAAAUACAUAAAAUUUACCUUGUAUUUUUGUUUUUGUCUCCUAAUUUUACAGCCAGUGGAGGAAUGAUGUAAAAGAAGGAUUGCCAGGUAAAGCUCAAAAUAGAUAUACCCUAGGGGUAGUACCUGCAGAGAUCGUUAUACCCCUGGUGGUUCUUCAAGUACUUUUUAAAAAACGAGCAGGAAUGUAUUUUCAGCUUGAGUUUUUAAACCUGAUAAUGCACGACUGUGAGUUUUUUAAACGGCUUCAAAAUCUCUGAUAUAGAUCAACUCAUUCUUGCACUGAUAUUAAGACUUGGGGUUAUUUUGGUCUAAAAACUGGACAUAAAGUUUAGCAGUGUCUUUACCAGAUAUAAAGACACUCAUUAAACAUUAACUUCUUUUGUUUUUCUUUUUAAAUUAUUAAUGAGAUUUUGAAGGUCUCAUCAACAGUAGUUCAGAGAAAUAAGACAGGGCCUUAUCUGAGAAGGCUAAACACAUGGCAGCUCAUUUUCUUUAGUUAUUUUAAGAUCCUGAGUGUUUUGCCAGAAAUUGAACCUGAGGGGCAGGGGUCACUCUCUUAUCAUGUGGCCUAAAUGGUUACCGGUAUGUGCCGCUGAACAGGGUAUGAUUAUUGGAUUGUUGAGGUUUAAUCAGGGUAUACAAUUUCACUAUUUAGUGCCUUGAACAGGGCGUCUUUGUAGACUGUAAGCCUUAUGUAAAGGUUAGCAAUGAAUGGUCCUCAUUUGUGAUUCCAACAGUUUUUUUCAAAAAAUUUAAUUCCAUGAUUGUAGUUUAACAAUUCUGUCUGAGAAAUGAAAUGAAUUAGGGUCAUUAAUUUGAGGUCUCUCAGUCUUAAACAGGGUAGUUUGUCUAGAGGCCUUGGUGCCACACCUGUACCCAAACUUCCCUUGACUGAACCCCGCCCCCUCCAGAUUUAAACUCGCAUUUACCACUCCAAAGACUUGGUCUCAACCAGUCAGUGGUCUAAACAGUAAUUGAAGUAGAAUAUUAUUGUGAUGUUGUACUCUCUUUGCUAGCAGAGGCCACGUAAGGUGUUUACUCAGCUUGAGUUCUACUUGUAGCAGAGCUUCCCUGUCAUUUCUGACCUACUUGAAUGUGAAAAUAAUAUAUUAUGCUCUUUUCUCGUACAGAUUGGUCCCCCAAAGAGAAACAGCAUCUUGCUCAAGAACUCAGUGAUGUACUGGUGUACUUGGUCAGACUAGCAGAAAAGUGCCAUGUUGAUCUCCCAAAGGAAGUAGUCGCAAAGAUAGCCUUAAAUGGCAAGAAAUACCCUGCAGAUCUUGUGAAGGGAUCAAGCAAAAAAUAUACAGAAUACAAAGAAAUGAAUUUUUCAAAUCAUUGACUGAAUAAUGUCACUUCUGAGAAGUUUCUUUAAUAAUUCUCAGUCUUAAUUUAUUAUUUGUUAGUGGAAAACCAGUAAUGGUUAGGUCUCUCUCAGAGCCACCUCAGGGAAGAGCAAAAUGCUUUAAAAUAGUAAUGUGGACAUAAAGGUUACCAGAAUCUCAAAGUAC